AGGUCGGAACAUGGCGGCACCAUCGGCUGGGACUGCACACGGCUCCUGGCUCUGGCGCGGCCCCGGCCUCCGGCGUAGCUGUCGCCCUUACCUGCUUCCCUGGAACCUCGUUUCUCUUCUCUUUUAGUCCCCGUCCCCUCGGCCAUUCUUUUUGCCCCCACUGCACCCCCCCAUACUCCACUCGGGGUCGAAGUGUAACAUGUGGGUUAUGUGGGAGCUGGUCAGGCCUGCCCACUGCCCAGAGACCAACUCCUAAAUUUGUGAGUGUUGAUUCUGGAGAAUUCCUGCCUCUGCUGUAGCCCGAAUUACCAGGCAGCAGAAUUGUGAGCUAGAGUGAAGGAGAAGUCUAAAGAAUAUGAGCUCCGUUAUGGCCAUGAGUGAACCAAGGCUGAACUGGGAUAUCUCCUCAAAAAAUGGUCUUAAGACAUUUUUCUCUCGAGAAAAUUAUAAAGAUCAUUCCAUGGCUCCAAGUUUAAAAGAACUGUGCAUUUUAUCCAGCAGGCGUAUGGGAGAAAAUUUGAAUGCAUCAGCAAGUUCUGUAGAAAAUGAGCCAGCAGUUAGUGCAGCAACUCAAGCAAAGGAAAAAGUUAAAACCGCAGUUGGAAUGGUUCUUCUUCCCAAACCAAGAGUUCCUUAUCCUCGUUUCUCUCGUUUCUCACAGAGAGAGCAGAGGACUUAUGUGGACCUCUUGGUUAAAUACUCAAAAAUUCCUGCUAAUUCCAAAGCUGUUGGAAUAAAUAAAAAUGACUACCUGCAGUAUUUGGAUAUGAAAAAACACGUGAAUGAAGAAGUCACUGAAUUCUUAAAGUUUUUACAGAAUUCUGCAAAGAAAUGUGCACAGGAUUAUAAUAUGCUUUCUGAUGAUGCACGUCUCUUCACAGAGCAAAGUUUAAGAGCUUGCAUUGACCAAGUAAAAAAGUAUCCAGAAUUCUAUACUCUCCAUGAAGUCACCAGCUUAAUGGGAUUCUUCCCAUUCAGAAUAGAGAUGGGAUUAAAACUAGAAAAAACUCUUCUCGCAUUGGGUAGCGUGAAAUAUGUGAAAACAGUAUUUCCGUCAAUGCCUGCAAAGUUACAGCUCUCAAAAGAUAACACAUCUGCCAUUGAGACACCAGAACAAACAGCUGCAGCUAUGCAUUAUGAUAUUAGUAAAGAUCCAAAUGCAGAGAAGCUUGUUUCCAGAUAUCACCCUCAGAUAGCUCUAACUAGUCAAUCAUUAUUUGCCUUAUUAAAUAAUCAUGGACCAGACUACAAGGAACAGUGGGAAAUUCCAGUGACUGUUCAAGUAAUACCUGUUGCAGGUUCAAAACCAGUUAAAGUAAUUUAUAUUAAUUCACCACUUCCCCAAAAGAAACUGACAAUGAGAGAGAGAAAUCAAAUCUUCCAUGAAGUUCCAUUAAAAUUCAUGAUGUCCAAAAAUACAUCUGUUCCAGUCUCCGCAGUAUUUAUGGACAAACCAGAAGACUAUCUACCUGAAAUGGAUAUGUCUAAUGAAGUUAAUGAGUGCCGAAAAAUUGAGAGCCUUGAAAAUUUGGAUCUGGAUUUUGAUGAUGACGUCACAGAACUUGAAACUUUUGGAGUAACCACCACCAAACCAUCAAAGUCACCAAGUCCAGCAAGCACUUCCACGGUACCCAACACGAAAAAUGCUACUACAGCCCCCAGUGCAGCGGCUGCUCCCGUGGCACCAGCUGCACCAGCUGCACCAGCUGCACCAGCAGACAUUUCUGCUCACUCUAGAAGUUUAUCUCAGAUUCUAAUGGAACAGUUGCAAAAGGAGAAACAGCUGGUGACUGGUGUGGACGGUGGCCCUGAAGAGUGUAAAAAUAAAGAUGAUCGAGGAUUUGUACCAUGUGGUGAGAAGGCAUCAGGAAAUUCUGACAAACCUCUGAUGCAAGAUGGUGACUCGAAAACAUCUGACGCCGUACAGUUAGGAAGCUCUGCAGAAAAUGAAACCUCUGAUAAAAAUAGCAUGGCUACUGAUACUAUGUAUGCUGGUGAAAGACUAGAGAACACAGACAAUUCAAAGGAAAAAACUGUUACAUCAGAAGCAACAGAAAUUGAAGAUGCAGAGCUUUGCAGUAGUGAUACAGAUGAAGACUGUUUAAUCAUUGAUACAGAGUGUCAAAAGAGUAGUAAUGGAAAAGCAGGUAAAGUGGGUUCUAAUUUAAGUUCUAAGCCGGCCAGCCCAAAUUCUUCCUCAGGAAACCAGACUAAUGCUACCUGCAGUUCUGAAGAGUCCUGUGUUCUAAAAAAACCUAUCAAACGAGUAUACAAAAAAUUUGAUCCAGUUGGGGAGAUUUUAAAAAUGCAGGAUGAACUCUUAAAGCCAAUUGCCAGAAAAAUACCUGAAUUGCCCUUAAUGAAUACAGAAAAUUCUAAACAACCUCCUGUUUCCGAACAACCAUCUGCUCCUUCAGAUACCUCUAGUUGGCCAAAAACUGUGUGGCCUUCUGCAUUUCAGAAGCCAAAAGGACGAUUGCCAUAUGAACUUCAGGACUAUGUUGAAGAUACAUCAGAAUAUGUAGCUCCUCAGGAAGGAAAUUUGGUUUACAAAUUAUUUAGCCUGCAAGACCUCCUGCUGCUUGUACGAUGCAGCGUCCAGAGGAUAGAGACCAGACCACGUUCUAAAAAACGGAAGAAAAUCAGAAGACAAUUUCCAGUUUAUGUUCUACCAAAAGUGGAGUAUCAAGCUUGCUAUGGAGCCGAAGCUCUGACUGAAGGCGAAAUCUGUCGCUUGUGGACUGAAAGCUUACUGCAUUCCAACUGCGCGUUUUACGUUGGUCAUAUUGAUGCAUUUACUUCAAAGCUUUUCCUGCUAGAAGAAAUUACCUCAGAAGAAUUAAAAGAAAAAGUUUCGGCACUCAAGAUUUCAAGUUUAUUUAAUAUCCUCCAACACAUUCUAAAGAAAUUAAGUAGCUUGCAGGAGGGUUCCUACUUGUUGUCUCAUGCAGCAGAAGACUCUUCACUCCUGAUCUACAAGACCUCGGAUGGAAAAGUCACGAGGACAACAUACAAUUUACAUAAAACGCAUUGCAGCCUCCCUGGUGUCCCUUCCAGUCUCUCAGUGCCCUGGGUUCCGUUAGACCCCAGUCUGUUGUUACCAUACCACAUCCAUCACGGAAGGAUACCUUGUACUUUCCCACCUAAGUCCCUGGGUCCCGCAGCACAACAGAAGAUUAGUGCAACAAGAAUGCCUACACACAGCCGCAGGAAUCCAGUUUCCAUGGAAACCCAAAGCCUGCCUGCUCAGCAAGUUGAAAAUGAAGGAGUGGCUCCAAAUAAAAGGAAAAUAACUGAAGGACUCUGCCCUGGGAAGUGAGGGAGAGACGGUUAUAACAAUGUUCAGUUUGGAAAAGUUUGGGGGGAAAUAUGCCUAAAAGAUCAGUAAACAGGAUGAAAUUUUUUUAGUGUCCUUGAGAGUUCUUAGAGUGCCUUGAAAAAAAGUAUUGUCUGUGUGAAGGAACGUUUCAGCUAAAAUGGGAUAUUAACCGUACUCUUAACUUCUGAUGUUCGAGGAAAAUCUAGGUAUGUUUUAACAUGAUCAUGGCAGGGAAAUAUGCAGAAAAUAAAAUUAUUUUUAUAGUAGAACAUUUCCAAAAAUUGUAAAUAGGAAAAUAAUUUGCUUUUUUCCAAGAGCAAUAUUUAUUGUUGUGUGUUAUAUUAAUAACUUGAGUUAUAUUACCAAUCUGUUGGGAAUGGUUCAAAACACUAAAUCUGGCCACUGUCGAAGAUCACUUUGAGCAACAUGUACACCUUGUUUCUGAUUCGUUGUGACAGGGUUUUGUUGUCCUUGGGGCUUUUUGUUUAUUUUUUGUUUUUAAUCCUCACCUGAGGGUACGUUACGGAUUUGAGAGAGAGAGGCAGGGAUAGAGAGAAACAUGGAUGGGAAGCAUCAAUCCGUUGCGUCCUGUACAGUCCCAGCCAGGGAGUGAACCCCAGCCUUUUGGGGCACAACGUGAUGCUCCAGCCAAGCGAGCCGCCUGUCCAGAGCUGACAGUUUUGGUUGUUACUGCUCUAUUACAGUUGUCCCAGUUUUCCCUGGUUGUGAUUGUUGCAGGUUAGUAAAGUUAAUACCUUUAAAAACUUGGUGAUAUUCCCCUGCAGAAACUAAAAUUUAAAAUAAAAAGCUUCCUGCCUCUGAAAAGUUAACAAGCUACCAAUUUUUUAAAGAUCUUAUUUUUUAUUUUUAGAGAGAGGGGAAGGGAGGGAGAAAGAAGAAAGAGAAACAUCAAUGUGCGAGAGAAACAUCAAUGAAUUGGUUGCCCCUCACACACCCCCAACUGGGGACCUGGCCAACAACCCAGGCAUGUGCCCUGAUUGGGAGUAAAACCAGCAACCCUUGGGUUCACAGGCUGGCACUCGGUCCACUGAGCCACACCAGCCAGGGCCAGGUUAACAGUGUUUUUGUUGGGCAAUCAUCUGUUAAAACAACUUUUAUGUGUUCCAGAGUUGGUGACGAGUGCCUCUGUCUUUUGGCACAGAUUCCACUUGACUACUGAAAUAUACUCCUGAAAGCAAAGAGAUGAUCAUGUUUUCCAAAACACUCUUCUUAUUUCAAUUGAUAAGGCUAAUGUGUGGUAAAACAUAAGCUAUUUUUUCCUCAUCUAUACUGAUGAAUUUAAAUUUUUUAGGACCACAUCGAUGAAUUUGGGAAAAGUCAUGAUCAGCUGAUGUUAAUGUAGCUAACUUGGACUUAAGGAAGGAAUGUACUUAUUUAAUUUUCUGUGUUCAUGUUGUUUAAUGUCUACUAAAGUUAUUGGAAAUAUGUGGGUUCAUUUGUAAAUCCAUGACAAUAUUAGCUUUGUUUUUGCAAUUGUUAUGUGUUUUAUAUUAAUAUAAGAAAUUUACAUUAAUGUAAGAAAUCCAGAAUUUUCUAGAGUUCUAGAAAUCUCCAACUGUUAAAGGUGAUAGAUGGGCAUUUUUCUUAAACUACCAACUUUUGUUUAGUUUAGAUUUCUUCUUAGUCAUUUAUAAAACACACUUAAUAAAUAACUAUUAGUAAAGUUGUUUUAUGCAUUUUAAUAUAUAAUUUCCUCACAUUCCCAUCUCCUUUUUUAAACACUGAGCCUGCUUUAAUGGACUGCUUCUGUUGGCUUUGUCCCGUACUCCCGUAUCUCAGAAAUCCUUCCCUUGUGAGUCAUUUGGCAGUGAACCUAGGGAGAGUCAGGGAUUCCCUUGGAAUUUGCUCUUUUUAAAAACCUAGAUAAUGAUUUCUUCAGACUUCUAAAUACCAGGAAGUCUUGGCUUUUGCUUUUUUAAUACUAUUUUUUACUUAGUAAAGUACGUGAUCUUACAAGUGAUUAUUUUGAAAUUAUUUUAGCCAUACAUUUGAGUAAUGAACAAUAUAUAAAGCUAGUCUUAGUUUUCCACUUGUGUUUAAUUAAGCCUUUCAU
This is a messenger RNA of Artibeus jamaicensis (Jamaican fruit-eating bat), 5393 nucleotides long. It is a transcript of the gene ICE2, whose product is annotated as interactor of little elongation complex ELL subunit 2. NCBI's taxonomy places the organism in Eukaryota, Metazoa, Chordata, Mammalia, Chiroptera, Phyllostomidae. Bases 356 to 3319 code for a protein of 987 amino acids. Gene Ontology annotation, cellular component: transcription elongation factor complex. Gene Ontology annotation, biological process: snRNA transcription by RNA polymerase III; positive regulation of transcription by RNA polymerase III; snRNA transcription by RNA polymerase II. The record is from RefSeq and is a predicted model, not a curated record. The transcript is spliced from 16 exons.